This is a messenger RNA of Micropterus salmoides (largemouth bass), 8181 nucleotides long. It is a transcript of the gene madd, whose product is annotated as MAP-kinase activating death domain. Gene Ontology annotation, cellular component: cytosol. The record is from RefSeq and is a predicted model, not a curated record. The coding region runs from base 613 to 5628 and encodes 1671 amino acids. Gene Ontology annotation, biological process: regulation of Rab protein signal transduction; regulation of apoptotic process. NCBI's taxonomy places the organism in Eukaryota, Metazoa, Chordata, Actinopteri, Centrarchiformes, Centrarchidae. Gene Ontology annotation, molecular function: guanyl-nucleotide exchange factor activity. The transcript is spliced from 36 exons.
CUGAAUGAACCUCUACUGUCAUAGGCUCACACAAUCGUUAGUAUCGUUACUAUCGUUAGUCCCUGUAGGGAGCAUUAAUUGGGGUUUUGUCAGACUAGUUUGUCGCUUCCGUUAGGUCGGGCUAUCAGUAUGCGGAACUCCCUGUAGACGGAUGAUGAUGAAGAGGAUGUUGUGAAGGCAGGUUGUAACUGACCGAGCAACUCGUUCAUCGACCAGAGAGGCGGACACACAUUUCGCAUCGUUUAUUAUGCUGCGAGCCUGUUAGGCGGAGUAGCAAGCCGUUAACCGUGUCUAACGUUUCCAAUAUUAUACCGUAAUCUAAAAUAAAUAAGAAUUCGGACAAACACCGCUGCCUCCCUCCCUCUGUAACCGAAGAGGGCACCCACCACCCAGGCCGUCAUCAGCAGCUGGCUUCGCAGCGGACGUUAGCGGCUAAUCGGCUAAUGUAAGCAGGUUUGAUUCAAUCAUUUUAUGAACCAUCACAAUGAUAAUCAAGGGGCUGUGUUUCAACUUUACACCUGAACUUUCCCAGUUGUGAUGGAAAGGCACCACUGACUCAAGAGGGAACAUAAAUCCUGGAUGCCGUGACAUACAGGACGUGGUUAAUCCAAGAUGGAGAAAAAGAAAAUGUGCCCUCGCCUUCUCGACUACUUGGUGGUUGUCGGAGCAAGGCAACCAAGUAGUGACAGUGUGGCCCAGACACCUCAGCUCCUUCGCCGCUACCCGCUUGAGGACUACCAUGACUUCCCACUCUCACCAGACGUGGUGUUUUUCUGCCAACCAGAGGGCUGCCUGAGUAUACGCCAUCGUAGGGUUAGCCUUCGUGACGACUCCUCAUUCGUUUUCACGCUGACCGACAAGGACUCAGGAACCACCCGCUAUGGAAUCUGCGUCAACUUCUACCGUUCCUUUCAGCGAGGACAUCACCGUACUCGCGGGGACAAGACCAGCCACACCGAGACAGCAGCGCAGGCGGCGGAGACCACUAGUGACGGGUCUGAUGGCAGCAGUGGAGGCCCACACUCCACGUUAUCUCCGCCUAACAAUGCUGAGUCAGCACCUCCGCCAGCCUCGGGAGAAGAGAGUGGACAACUAGGGGCCGAGUUAAACGCCGGCAAGUCCCCACAGCAAAGGCGGCGCGCUGCUAGGAUGGCAGCCAGGAAUCGCAACAGCACGCUGACCUCGCUGUGCAUACUCAGCCACUACCCCUUCUUCUCCACCUUCAGGGAAUGUUUAUAUAUUCUCAAGAGGCUGGUGGACUGCUGCAGUCAGAGGCUAACUCAACGAGCUGGGCUCCCUCGUGCCACUCAGAGGGACACUAUGUGGCGGGUGUUUACUGGGGCGCUGUCAGUUGAAGAGAAAGGCAGCCAGCUGCUAGCCGACCUGCGGGAGAUUGAAUCCUGGGUGUACCGGUUGCUGCGUUCACCUGUACCAGUGGCAGGUCAGAGGCGCGUGGAUGUUGAAGUCCUGCCCCAUGAACUCAAACGGCCACUCACAUUUGCCCUGCCUGACAAUUCUCGCUUCUCCAUGGUCGACUUCCCCCUGCACCUGCCCUUAGAGCUGCUGGGUGUGGAUGCCUGUCUUCAGGUCCUCAGCUGUAUCCUGCUAGAGCACAAGGUCAUUCUUCAAUCGAGAGAUUACAAUGCUUUGUCUAUGAGCGUCAUGGCCUUUGUGGCCAUGAUCUACCCUCUCGAGUACAUGUUCCCUGUCAUCCCCUUACUGCCAACAUGCAUGGCCUCUGCUGAACAGCUCCUUCUUGCCCCCACUCCAUACAUUAUAGGUGUACCAGCCAGCUUCUUCCUCUACAAAGCUGAUUUCAAAAUGCCAGACGACUUGUGGCUUGUGGACCUUGACAGCAGCAAGGUUAUAGCACCAACCAAUGCAGAGAUUCUACCACCUCUUCCAGAACCCGAAGCAGCUGAGCUUAAGAAACAUCUGAAACAGUGUCUGGUUAGGUUGACCGUGAUCACCCAAAAGCAGAUCUUCUCCUCUGAAAAUAAGGCCUUGGCCAGUAUGAGUUUGAACACCCAACCCAUUCUGAACCUGGAGAAGUUCCACGAAGGCCAGGAAAUGCCCCUGCUCCCACCUGGACGAGAUAAAGCUUCGCCAUCUUCCACAGAGUUCAACCCUCUUAUUUACGGCAAUGAUGUUGAUUCUGUGGAUGUCGCCACGAGGGUCGCCAUGGUACGGUUCUUCAACUCCCCAAAUGUUCUCCAGGGGUUCCAGAUGCACACUCGCACCUUGCGCCUCUUCCCCCGGCCUGUGGUGGCUUUUCAGUCAACUUCUUUUCUUGCAUCUCGGCCACGGCGCUCUAGCUUUGCAGAUAAACUUUCUCACACCCAGGCAGUGGAGUUCUAUGGAGAAUGGGCUCUCAAUCCCACCAACCUCGCCUUUCAGAGGAUACAUAACAAUGUGUUUGACCCUUCCUUAAUCGGGGACAAGCCCAAGUGGUAUGCUCACCAGCUACAGCCUGUGGUCUACCGAGUGUACGAUGGAAGCUCCCAGCUGGUUGAAGCUAUGGCUGGUCCCUUGGAGGAUGAGGGCAAUGAGUCUGACCCCACAGACAGUGGUAGUGACAGUGAGGCAUACGAUGACUCCAGCUCAUCCUAUUCCUCACUUGGGGACCUUGUAAGUGAGAUGAUCCAAGGUGACAUCCAGGGAGACACACCAAGCGUGGACCCGCCUACCCAUGCUGCACUGGGAGAUGCCAGUGAAGUUGAAUUUCAAGACUUUGAGGACUUCAGGGAAGUUCAUGGCUCAGAGGGUCCACCUAGUGGGGACGGACCCAUCGAACCUUCUGAUGGACAACCUCUUCGCUCAAGCUCCAGCACAACUGCAAGCUCAAGUCCCAGCACAGUCAUCCAGGGAGUCAACCAUGACCAGGGGGAAGCACCUGAAAUUGAAGCAUCAGCAAGUGCCGCUUUACAGAACUCUGUCCCCUCAUUGGGGAGUCAGCCAUUCCUCAGACCUACUGCUGAUUCUGGCCUGGUGGACUCAGUCAACAAAAAACAGGAGUAUGAUAACCCAUACUUUGAGCCUCAGUAUGGCUUCCCCUCAGAGGAUGACCCUGAUGCAGAAGAGCAAGUGGAGUCAUACACCCCUCGAUUCAACCAGAACCUCAAUGGCAACAAGGCACAACGUCCUUUACGUCCCAGUAGCCUGAGGCUCCCAGGAGAGUCUGACGGGGAGGGAGACUCCCGCAACAGCUCGCCAAACUCCACCAUUUCCAACAGCAGCAAUGAUGGAUUUGGAGGACUCAUGUCCUUUGCCAGCAAUCUUUACAAGAACCAUGGCACCAGUUUCAGUCUGUCCAAUCUUGCUCUUCCCAACAAGGCAGCGAGGGAUAAAGCAACGCCUUUCCCCAGUCUGAAAGGUGCACGUGCACCACGAGCACUUGUGGACCAGAAGUCUUCAGUAAUUAAGCACAGUCCAACAGUGAAGAGAGAAUCGCCCUCUCCUCAGGGUCGAGUCAACAACACGAGUGAGAAUCAGCAGUUCUUGAAGGAGGUGGUUCAGAGUGUUCUGGAUGGUCAGGGAGUCGGCUGGCUCAACAUGAAGAAAGUCCGACGUCUGCUGGAGAACGAGCAGCUUCGUGUGUUUGUGCUGAGUAAGCUUAACAGAGCUAUCCAGUCAGAGGAAGAUGCCAGACAGGAGAUCAUACGUGAUGUGGAGGUGAGCAGAAAGGUGUACAAAGGCAUGCUGGACAUCUUGAAGUGCACAGUUUCCAGUCUGGAGCACUCUUACACUAAUGCAGGUCUCGGAGGAAUGGCCAGUGUCUUCAGUUUAUUGGAAAUUGCACGCACACAUUAUCAAACCAAAGACCCAGAAAAGCGCAAGCGAAGCCCCACAGACAGUGCUGGCAGCCCAGGGAGUAAAGAGAGUCCUUCUGGCCAUAUGGAGACUGCCAGACCUCAGGGCCUUCUGAAUGUUCCACACCUGCAGCUGCCGCACCACACAAUGGGCAGAGGAGCCCGCCAUUUUGAUACCCGGAGUCUGAACGAGGAGAACUUUAUUGCCUCGAUUGAAUUGUGGAGCAAGCACCAGGAUAAGCAAAAAGCUAUGGAAAAACCACAGAGGUCUGAAGGAGCAAAGCAGCAGCGCCCCCAGGUGGCUGAUGCAGAGGAGAAGAAGUCACAGAUCAGUGCUGAUAGUGGCCUCAGUGUCACAUCUGGCUCUCAGAAGAGCGACACAGAGUCUGUAACAAGCUCAGAGCCACCAGUCCUGACGAGAAGCACCAGCCAGGACUCGGAGGCCAGCACAGUGAUAAGCAAUAGCUCUGGAGAGACUCUCGGCGCUGACAGUGACCUGAGCAGCACAGCAGGAGACGGCCUUGGUGGGAGAACUGCUCUUCACUUAAAUCAGUCCAGAGGGACUCUUUCUGACAGUGAGAUUGAAACCAAUCCAGCCACCAGCCAAGUGUUUGGAAAGACCCACACUCUGAAACCAAGUGCAAAAGAUCAUGCACAUACCAUGGCAAAGGGUGCGCCUGCGCAGCAUGUGGAGGACAUCAGUAUGAGGAUUUACCUUUGUGAAGGCCUUCUGGGCCGCGAUAAGAGCUCCGUUUGGGAUCAACUAGAGGAUGCUGCCAUGGAAACCUUUUCUCUAAGUAAAGAGCGCUCCACACUGUGGGACCAGAUGCAGUUCUGGGAGGACGCCUACUUAGAUGCUGUGAUGUUAGAGCGUGAGGGCAUGGGUAUGGACCAGGGACCCCAGGAGAUGAUUGAAAGAUACUUGUCGCUAGGAGAACACGACCGCAAGCGUCUGGAGGAUGAUGAAGACAGACUUCUGGCCACCCUGCUGCACAAUAUGAUUGCAUAUAUGCUAAUGUUAAAAUUGAACAAAAAUGACAUCAGAAAGAAAGUGAGGCGUUUGAUGGGGAAGUCCCACAUUGGCCUCUCAUACAGCCAAGAGAUCAACGAGAUACUGGACAAACUGCCCCAAAUGAACGGCCGUGAGCUGCCCAUCAGGCCCAGCGGAAGCCGCCACAUCAAGAAGCAAACAUUUGUUGUACAUGCUGGCACUGAUACCACAGGAGACAUCUUUUUCAUGGAGGUUUGCGAUGACUGUAUAGUCCUGCGCAGCAACAUCGGCACAGUUUACGAGCGUUGGUGGUACGAGAAGCUCAUCAACAUGACCUACUGCCCCAAGACCAAGGUGCUGUGUCUCUGGAGACGCAACGGCCAAGAGACGCAGCUCAAUAAGUUUUAUACCAAAAAGUGUCGGGAACUCUACUACUGUGUUAAAGACAGUAUGGAAAGAGCUGCAGCAAGACAGCAAAGUAUUAAACCAGGUCCAGAGCUGGGUGGAGAGUUCCCUGUCCAGGACAUGAAAACUGGUGAAGGUGGACUGCUGCAGGUUACACUGGAAGGGAUCAACCUUAAAUUCAUGCACAGCCAGGUUUUCAUAGAGCUGAGUCACAUUAAAAAGUGCAAUACAGUGAAGGGAGUCUUUGUCCUGGAGGAAUUUGUUCCUGAAACUAAAGAAGUGGUGAUCCACAAGUACAAGACACCCAUGGCACAUCAGAUCUGUUAUUCGGUCCUCUGCCUUUUCUCCUACGUGGCAGCAGUGAAAGGGAAGGAGGCAGAAGGAAAACCCAAGAUUCUGUCACCGAGACCCCUUCCUAGCUAGUCCUACCCCCCCUCCCCCGCCUCUGUACUUGAAAUGGCAUCUCAGCUCUAAAAACCAGACUUCUGACAAUCCCUAACUUUACUCUAAGCACACAAUUUCUGCCCCCCUCCCUCCUGUAUAUACAAGCCUAAGACCCUGCUGUGUACACGUGUUUGGUCCGUGAUGUUGUGUAAAUACUUCCAACCCCUCAUCGCUGUUGUCCUGAUGAUCAUACCAUCUAGCUAAAUGUUUGCCUGCUCCUUAACAUGGGAGGACAGACUCCCCUCGAGCUCUUCCCCUCAGUGUGAGAGUCUUCUAUUGUUCCAGCUGCCAAGUCCCAACUGUUUGUACCGAUAGGAGAUGUGAGGGAUAGCCCCGAGGCACAGAGUGCAUGCAGGUCCCGUGCACAGCCUUGACAUUCACUACAGAUUAUAUCCCCCCCCAACCCCUUCUACCUGUCUCCAUAAGACCUGUGUGAGUUAUUCUGUGAUAUGUUGUUGCUGUAAAGUUCCAGUCUGUCCAAGUUUUAACUGGUGAGACAUCCAGAGUGCAGAACGUCCCAUACUGAAAAUACUACUGUACAUUGCACCUGAGCACCGCAUGUAAACACUUCUUAAAAGUGUUUGAACCCUAAAAUAAUGUGAGUGUUCUCAGAUGUGUUCUCCUAUGUCAGCCCCCCAGGCUGAAUUACUGUUCUAGUUCUACUGUAAAAUUUAUCGUCUGUGGUCUGCUGUUAUCAAUUGCAUGUUACUAUGAGGAUGAAAAAUAAAUAUUAUAUAUUUCUAUAUAUAUUUUUUAAUAUAUAUAUAUACAUAUAUUGACUGUACAUUUCUCUGGAAAAAAAGAUGUUACAAAUUGUUGGUUUGCUAGAUGUGCAAUACUUAAAUAAGUAGUUAGCCAUUGCCAGAGCCAGGUUUUCUUAAGUUAACUGGUGUUCACAGGGUGAAGAAUGUGAGAGAGAACUUUUUUUUUAUAGUACAUAUUGAUUGAAGUGAAUGAUGACUUCAGUUUUCCAUGACUGUGUGUUUUUUUUUUUUUUUUUUUUGUAAAUCCACUCCGAAUCACAUGGCAAAAAAACAGCAGCUGUAUUGUUCUCUAUGGGUGCAAACUUUGGACCAUUUUGCACUCAGUCCGAAUCCCCAGUCAGUGAUGUCAUAGCAGGUGGUUAAAAACAGCAGCAGCAGGUGGAGGCAGGUGCUGCAGUAAACCUCAAUGUCAUCUUGUCACAGCUUUUCAGUGUUGCAGAGACUUUUUUCCAUUAGAAUUCAGCCACUACAAGCCAUGUUAAAUGUGUCUUAUAGUCUUAAUUGUUUGCGAUACUGUUGGUACACGUUAUUUUUCAAUUUGUCAUAAUAAGUAUGUGCUGUUAGUGUGUCGAAAUAGAAUGACAUGGAAACCAAACCCACCUGGCGAAAACCGUGCGUUACAUUAUAGCGAGUAAUGUGUGAGUGCAGAAGCGCUGUUGUUGAUGCUGUUACUUAGUCCUUAAAACCACCAGCAAUUUUUUUUAAAUUCCAUGUAAAGGAUCUCAUUUAGUGACCUGUCAUCAGCUGUACGUUUGUUGACCUGUAGCUGGAAUUCUUUUUUUUAUUUUUUUUAUUUUUUUUUAUUGCCACAUUCAAAUAUUGUCAGGUAAAGUCAGGAGUUCUGGGAUACUGGAAAUUUCCCACAGCUCUGGCAUGUCAACAAACUAGUGGCAAAAUGGCUGCAAAGCCUCCAUCUCUGGCAAUUAAGUCAAUUCAACGAGUUUAAAAACUAGCUAUAAAUGGUUUGUAGCUGUUUGCUCAUGAAUGAACCACUUCAAAUAGUUAAUACGACAAAAGAAACUAAGUUAGGCAGUUGGUGACAUGACUACAAAGAUAGCGGUAAAAGAAUAAUACACGAAUACGAACACCACAUUCUCCCAUUCUGCCGAUAUUGCUUGAAUAAGUUAUAUGUUCUGUUUGUUGUAUAGUCUUUAAAACAGGUUAGCAAUUUCUUUUACAGUUUCCAGGUACAAGAGAAGAAGAGUAAGUUACAAUGUCUGACACUAGUGCCAUUUCGGUUAUGCAGUUUACCCCACACCUGCUUUUACAUCACAGAUGAGGUUGUGACAAAAGUACAAAAGCUUCAAACUCACAGCAGCAUUUUUCCGUCUUGUGAUUGAUCCGACCCGUGUGUUGAAGCUGGCGUCAUCUGCUCCUCGAGGAGAUCGAGUCUUAAUGUUGUUUCUGUUCUGUGACAGUAAAGAAGGGUUGAAUCUGGUCCCAUCGCUGGCCCAUUAACUUUCACAGUGAGUGUGUGGGUUUGUGUGUGCACGUGCGUUCAUGUGGUGAACAGUUUCUCCAGAUCAGCAAUAUAUAUCAGUACAGCUAUAUCACUGGAAGAUGUUUUUUUGAUUCUGACAUGCUUGUAUUUUCAGUAAUUAAACUGUGCUAAUGAAAAUGAUUAGUAGGACAUUCAGAAAACGCUGUUCCAUUAAUGAAUGACACCCCCACAUGUCUGUAAAUAAAACAGAACUCGAUCUGAAGCAUCUCCAAAAUUGGUUUGGGACAGCUCUUUCUGCUUAAAUUAAAAAGAACUUUUGUUGGAUUG